GAAGCGGGUCGGUUGGGCGGAUUCUUUUUCCCCGGGGGGACGAAAGCGUGCGCCUUUCGGUUUUCACUCGACACCGGCUCCUUGCCAAAGACUCGUAACACGUCUCCUGACCUACAAUAUCCUGGCUUGAAACUCAAAAAUAAAAGCCCGUCUCCGAGGAAUAAAGCCUGCAUUACCGAAGUUAACUUUCCAAAGCUCUCCUCGCCGUUUUCUUCCUUCCUGCUCAUGUGUAACACGUGUUCCACGCACAGCCUGUUUUUGCAAUUGCUCCCGCUUUAUCACUUUUAUCGAGUUUCACCCAACGCAAAAAAAAAGGGGGGGGGGGUGGUCAGGCCGCUAAAAAGCAAAAGGGAGCGAUGUUUCCACGUCUGAGGACUGCGGGGCCGCAACUAUACCUCCUUGAUGGGAUGCAGCGGCACGGGUGUUUCUACUGCGUAAUCUAUGGUCACGCAAGGCGGUUUUCGAGGCCCGCACCCUCGGCACGGAGGGUCAGCGCUACGUCAGCGUCGUCGUCGACUGCUGCGACGAAGCAUCCCUCUUCGGUGCCCGAAACACCAGCGUGCGAUUGGACUCCCGGCGCCGAUUAUUACUUCAGUGAGGAGGAGGAAAAACGUUUUCUGACGCCCAGCGCCGCUGUGGAAAGCAACGCCGUCGGAAAGACCCCGCGCAGCGUAGGAAGAGGGGGAGGCGAUGCCGGGAACAGCGCUGUUCUGGCGAACAGCACCGACGGCGCAGACGCAGAAGAAGGAAAAACGUCGACGAAAGUGACGAUCAAGGGCAUGCUUCGCACCUUUGUCAUCGACACGGCAGUGCCUCCGCUGCGUCGCGAAGAAGUGGAAAGAUGGCGACUGGAGUCGUACACCUUUAUGAAAGGGAUAGCGGUGCGUCGUCGAGUUGAGCAGCAGCGCGAGGCAAACCUUCUACCCAUGGAUGCUAUGGUUACCUACCUAGGAGACGAUAUGCAUAAGUUGGAUAAGAUGUAUCGUCAGUCCGGUAUGUACACCGCUUCUGAGGUGGCCGAAGCGUUUUUCCCGUACGUCCCGACGUUUCCAGUCGAUAGUCGGGCCGUUAUGCAAGCGUUGCCACAGUCCCUUGUACGCCGGAUAUAUCAGCAGUGGGGCCCCGCCCAGUUUUCGAUCGUCGCGUUUGCUCGCUACCCGAUGUUGUUCAAGUACACGUACAGUCGCUACUCUAGGUCCACCAUCCAGCUGAACUCGAACUACUGGUUUGUGCGUCAGCACCCAAGCUAUGGCAAGGCCGACCACGCGAUGCGCAAGGAGCGUCUCCACAAGCCCACGGGUGUACCAGAUUUGGAUGCCGCCACCUUGCCGUCCGGCUCUCAGACGACUCCGUUGGCGCUGGCGCCGAUGGAGACCGACGGAUCGGGUUCUGUAGCCGGAACCGCGGUUACGCCGAGGUCCGGCUCUGCGGCUGCCGGGCGAUUCGAGGAGCGCAUACCGGUCUUCGUGCAGAUCUUUCACGCACUCGUCCGCCACCUACCGCGCUUUCCGACUCCGCCGUCCGACACUGCAGAUGGUGCGGCUGCGACGUUUGCAGCGACCAAGACUCGUCCAUACGUAAGGAACCGUUAUGCGCCGUUUAACUUGAUGAAGUGGAUCAAUUCUUUUCCGCCAGAGGACGCGAAAUUGCUGUCCAGCGUGCCGGAGCAGACGGUGCUGCGAGUGCUGUGUCAGUACGUCAAUGUCUUUCAGCUCGUAAGUCUAACGGAGAGUGAUCCCAACGUGUUUGUCGAUGGAGCCGUCUUGCGUGUGGCGCGCGAGCAAAGGGCAGCGGCGACAGACUCGGUGGUGCGAGAGAGAUGUAGCACACGAGACGGAGACGAGAUGGACGAGGACGAACACGACGGCGACGUCACGUCCGCAGAGGGUUGGGACAGCGACGACCAGCUGAGCAAACCCGCGGUGGUCGAGGCGAUGCCAACCCAGAUGAUGACGACGAAGACGACAGAUGGGAACCGAUUUGGAACAUCCGCUGUGUCCGCGGCGGAACUGGCCGAACGCUCCGCUCGCUUCCAGCAGGCGAUAAAGGAUGAUUUGAUCGACGUGGAAGGCAUUCUUACAGGGGCACAUACGGAUGCAACGGCCGUGGAAGCAGCGGCAGCGCUACGAUCGCCAGCCGAGGAGAGUGGUGGCCCAGCAGGCGGCGCUCGUGCCGACAACAACACGACCUUCACAGACGACGACAAUCGUCCGUGUUCGUUGGGGGACGACGAAGACGGCGGCGAAGGUGAAGAUGCUCGUUUUGACGCCCGCGGCGAAGAGGAGGAUUCGCGUGGGGCCGGGUUCAGCAACCACAAGCACCGCGGCGCUGAGGGGUAUGAGGGAAGCUCGUUUGCCCCACGCGGAUUUCGAGCGCCGCUGCCGCAAGGCGCGUCUUUGGACGACAUCACCGUAUUUGGGCUACCGUUAGAAGACAUUUACGUUCGCCGCCUCCCACCCGACGUCGCACCGCGCAGCCUCAGCGACUGGGACGAAACGACGAGCCCCGACGCUGAGCUGGCGGCCUUGGCCGCUCGUUUUUUGGCCCCGCCGCCGUCGGUCGCGCGCGGCUGCAGCUACGAGAACUUUUUUUCGAAGGCUGCAUCACAGUACAACCCCGGUGCCCCACCGUUGCGGAUAUGGCGGUGGGUGUCGGUGGAGCGGGUGUACCACGGCUACACUGUCGAGCAGCGACACUACCUGCGCCGCGAGUACAAAGGGCUCGUGAAUUUUCUGCGCUACCACGGCAAGCUCUUCCAGAUGAGUGCUGAUCUGCUGUACGUCAUUGCCCACGACCCCGAGGGCCAGUUGGCGCCUAUCCCUUUCAUGGAGCGUCGCUUCAACACCGGUGAGCGGGUGGUGCUGCCGCGCUCCUUCGACGACAACGAGGAACAGUCGGCGUCGCAGGUCGGUGAAAACGAACGUGUGAUGUUUUCGCGCAACAUCGGAGAAGGACACGUGCCGACGUGCCGACGCCAUCUCCUCGUGCUGGAUCCGAAUAACCCUAUCGUCUUUCCAGAGGUGCUACACGAGGAGAUCGCCAACUUACUGCCCAACUACCCGGUGCGCGUCUCACAGGUCAUGCGACGGCUGCCACCGGUGAUGCGCGCGGCGUUGCCGCACAAAGCGAAUUUUCGUGCCAGUAAGUUUCUGGACUACUUCACCGAGCGCGGGACGGUCAUGCUGCGACGACGGUCGGAUAGCGCGAGACCCAGUACGCUGGCCAGUGCAGCGACACCCAUGAGCGUCGAGGACGCGAUAGCUGAGAUGCUGCAGCUGCCGAUCGGUCCAGAUGGGGUGACUCUACGUGCGCUGCGUUACAUGCACCUCUCCGCCCCUGCGGUGGACACGCUGUGCGACCACUACGGCUCGCUGAGCCGCGCUGUCGAUGCCUAUCCGCAGUACUUUCAAAAAGAAGUGCAGACGAUCGGCAAAAGAGAAACCAGCGUGAUUAAGUUCCGCAAAUAG
Messenger RNA from Leptomonas pyrrhocoris, 3467 nucleotides. RefSeq lists its product as hypothetical. The transcript has a single exon. NCBI's taxonomy places the organism in Eukaryota, Euglenozoa, Kinetoplastea, Trypanosomatida, Trypanosomatidae. Bases 357 to 3467 code for a protein of 1036 amino acids. The record is from RefSeq and is a predicted model, not a curated record.